Messenger RNA from Drosophila subobscura, 6786 nucleotides. It is a transcript of the gene Cad89D, whose product is annotated as cadherin-89D. Bases 1 to 6696 code for a protein of 2231 amino acids. The transcript is spliced from 11 exons. Gene Ontology annotation, molecular function: calcium ion binding. The record is from RefSeq and is a predicted model, not a curated record. Gene Ontology annotation, cellular component: plasma membrane. Lineage: Eukaryota; Metazoa; Arthropoda; Insecta; Diptera; Drosophilidae. Gene Ontology annotation, biological process: homophilic cell-cell adhesion.
AUGUCAGCAAGCCAGGCAGAGUCAGUCAGUCAGUCAUUUUUACUUUUUUUCCUCUGUCCAAUCUCUGACGGUCUUCGCUCUUGCUCCACUUUAGGCAGCUCCGGCAGUUGUGCCUUUCACACGGUCGACGGUGUGUCGGCGGAAAGCGAAGGUGUCCGCUUCAUUCGACUGCGCGAAGAUGCCCAAGUGGGCAAGGAGAUACUCCGCGUGCAGGCCUAUCCGCGCGCCACGGCAGCGCUCAAGGGCGCCGAUGCCAGCGGCGAUCACAAGUACUUCAAUCUGACGGAGCACAAUGCCACCACGCUGGUGGUUAGUCUGGCCCGUUCGCUGGAGCGACUCGUGGAUCGGGAUGUGCCGCGGAAUCUGCUCAAGUUUCGCAUACUCUGCGCCGGCAAGCAGGACAAGCUGGAGGAGGGCAGCUACCUGUCCAUCACGGUGUACAUCGAGGAUGUGAAUGACAAUGCCCCGGAGUUCCUCAAUGUGCCCUACGUCGUGGAUGUCGAUGAGAACACGUCCGUGGAGAGCAUCGUGUUUGAGGGUGUGCAAGCGUUCGAUCGCGAUAAGCCGAAUACCCCCAACUCGGAGGUGCACUUCAGCAUGUCCACCGUGCCGGAGCAGCUGUCCGGCGAUGGCAGUCCGUACUUUGCGCUCAAGAGUCCCCACCGACCGCUGCUCAUCCUCAAGCGAGAGCUGGAUUUUGACAGCGGCAUUCGGCAGUUUAAGCUGCCAAUUUUCGCCUGGGAUCGUGGCACACCCGCCAACCAGGCCAACACCACCAUCACGAUCAAUGUGCGCGACGUGGACGACCUGCCGCCCAAGUUCACCGAGGGCGUCUAUCGCACAAGGAUCAACGAGUUCCACCCGAUGACGGGUGUGCCCGUGCGCAUUCCCCUGUACUUUGCCCCACCCAUCAUGGCCUUCGACCAGGACUCGCUGAAUGCGACGCUCGUCUAUGAGAUCAUAUCGGGCAAUGAGCGGCAGCUGUUCCGCGUCAAUCCCCACAACGGGGUGAUGUAUCUGCAGAAGGAGAUCGAUCUGGAGGAGGAGAGUUUGCCGGGCAACACCUUCGUGCUGCAGCUGGAGGCGCGGCAGAAGGAUAAUCCUCUGAAGAAGGCUCUGGCGCGCAUCGAAGUGGAAGUCCUCGAUCUGAACGACAAUGUGCCCGAGUUUGAGGCCGAUUUCUACAACAUUUCCAUUGUGGAGAACCUGCCCACGGGCUUCAGUGUGCUGCAGGUGAAUGCCAUCGAUCGGGAUCAGGGCGAGAACUCGGAGUUUCUGUACAAUCUCGUGGAGACCAAGGAGGCCACGGGCGCCUUUCGCAUUGACUCACGCACGGGCUGGAUCACGGUCCGGGAUGAUCGACUGCUCGAUCGUGAGCAGCGCCGAUCGAUUCAGCUGAAUGUGGAGGCUCUGGAGCGCAAUCCCUCGUACCUGGAUGACAAGCACCUCAAGAAGCCGGGCCCGAGUCGCGUGCAGGUGGAGAUUACGCUGCUGGACACGAACGACAACACGCCCAAGUUCGAGCACGGAAAUUUGUACGAGUUCAAGGUGCCCAUAACAGCGCCCACGGGUUAUGUCAUCGGCCAGGUGGCAGCCAACGAUCCGGACGAUGGACCCAACGGGCAGCUGCUGUACGAGCUGCAGCGUCCCAAGGGCAGCGGCUACAUCCCUUUCCGGCUGGACAACAAGAACGGAACCAUCUUCGUGGGUGGACCACUCCGACGCGGAAGGAUUGCCGUGUUCGUGGAGGCCAGUGAUCAGCCCACCAAUCCCUCGGAGCGACGCUUCUCGCUGGCCGUCAUCACCAUUGAAGUUUAUGCCACGAUCGAUGAUCAGGCCAUAGAUUUUGUGGGCGCUCCGUACGAGUUCUGGGUGGGCGCCAGCACACCGCUGGGCACCUCGGUGGGGCAGGUGCGCACUUCGCUGAUCUACGAGGGCGAGGAUGAGAUUAUGUACGAUCUGCUGCACACCUACUCGGAGGGUGUGCCCUUUGCCAUCGAGGAGCGUUCGGGCAUCAUCACUGUCAUAAGAGAGUUGUCCGAGUUUAGCAGAAAAGUUUACAACUUCGAAGCGGUGGCGAAUUAUCUCUUUGCCAACUCCACGCAGUCCUUGGUCAUGUCACGCAGCUCCUCGGGGCUGACCACAGCAGCGGCACCCACCGCAGCGGAGCUCAGCGAUGAGGGCGUGCUCAUCACCAAUCUGACGAUACACAUUGUACACAAACCCGAGCAGAAGGUGCCGCUGCGACCUGUCAUAGAAGAGAUCAACAUGAACAUCAUCAAUUUCCACGUGGAGGAGAAUGUUGUGGGCGGCAUCAUUGGCCAGCUGCUGUACAAGAAUGGCAUAAAUCUGGUGAACAACGAGCUGGGCAGCUACCGCGAGCUGCCCUCGGAUGUGGGCAACCUGACCAUGGGCAGCCGCUUCCGCAGUCGCAAUCGCAGCCGCAGUCGCAGCUCGAAGACCAAGCGGCGGCUGCCGCGUCGCCUCGUGGGUGACUCCAAUGUGAAGCUGCGCUACAUCAUUGCCAACCAGCAGGAGGUGGUGAACAAGAUCUCCAUCACGGAGGAUGGCACGCUGCUCACGCUGAUUGGACUCGAUCGAGAGCAACAACCCAGCUACGAGCUGACGGUGAUUGUGGAGUACAGCACGGGUCUGGUGAGCGGCGCCGGCAUCUACCAGGUGAACAUCAAGGUGGACGAUGUCAACGACAAUGCGCCCAAGUUCAAUGCCUUGACCUAUGUGGGUCUGAUCAACGAGAAUUGUGCCGCGGGCACGGAGCUGUCCAUGAACCAUGCCAUACACAUACAGGACGCUGACGAGGGCGCCAAUGCGGAGUUCCGUGUGCAGCUGCAGGGCGAGUACAGCGAGGAGUUCAGCAUUGAGUACGUGAACGGCAGCGCGGGGAACAGCAGCCAGCACAAGCUGCCACCCACCACGGGCGCAUUUAAUAUCUUCAACCUCACGGACCAGUGGAACGAUGAGUUCAAGUACCAGGAGCUGCACACCACCUUCAUGCAGUCCAACUUCAAGCUGAGCUCCGGCCCCUACUUCCGCAUCAGCUACACGGGCAAGCGCGGCCUGGACCGGGAGAAGCAGCAGCUGUACAACCUGAAGCUGAUUGCCGCGGACAGCGGCGGGUUGUCGGGCUAUGCCCAUCUGACUGUACUCGUGGCGGAUGUCAACGACAAUGCGCCCAUCUUUGAGCGCAUUUCGGUGUUCAAGGACUCGCGCCUGGAGAUACGCGAGUACACGACGGACAUGGAGAUUUACUUUGUGGAGAGCUCCAGCGGCAUGGCCGCGCCUCAGGCCACAGCUGCCAUGAUGCUGGCCCCGCCGCCCUAUCACAUUCCUGGCUCCCCGCGGCUGCACAUGGACAGGGAGCGGGCAGUGGCAGCUCCAGUCGGGAUUGGGGUGGUGGGCCGAGCCAAGUCGCGUCGUCGCAUGGUGCGUGCCCUGCCCAACAAGUGUCCGCUCUUUGCCAUCUACGAGGACACGCCCAUUGGGGCGAAACUGCUGCAGCUGAGUGCCAGCGAUGAGGACUUUGGCCGCAAUGCGCAGCUCCACUACGAGCUGCUGGGGGAGCAGGUGGAGCGCUCGCCGGGCAUGCCGCUGCUCAGGGUGCAGGGUGUGCGGCACUUCACGAUGGACAAGCUGAGCGGGGAGCUGUCGGUGAACUUUCCGCUGGCGGCCAACAUUGAAAUCUGGCUGAAUCUGAGCGUGACCGACAUCGAUGGCCUCAAGGACACCACCUGCCUGCGCUUCACCGUCAUGGACGUGAACAACCACGCGCCGACAUUCAGGAAGUCCUGGUACAGCUUCGACACCCCCGAGGGCGACUACAAGGACAGUGUGCUGGGCCAGCUGAUGGCCAUUGACAUGGACUACGGCGAGAAUGCCAACAUCACGUACAGCCUGAGCGACCUCACGCUGCCCUUUGCCAUCAAGCCCGCCUCGGGGGUGCUGAAGAUCAACGGGCAGCUGGACCGGGAGCUGCGCGACAAGUACAGCUUCCAGGUGGUGGCCACCGACAAUGCGGCGACGGUGCUGCAGCGCCUGUCCAGCAGCGUGGAUGUGGAGGUGAAUGUGCUGGACAUCAACGACAAUCGGCCCGAGUUCAUUGGCUACGAUGACCAGACCAAGGCCGUGAAGUACUGGCCAAAUGUGGCGGAUCGCACGCUCAUGCUGCCCGUCUACAAGGCGUAUCUGGAUCGCAGCACACAGCCGGGCACCUUUGUGCGGCAACUGACGGCCAUCGACAAGGACAAUGUGGGCAAUGGCAACGGGCUGGUGCUGUACUCCAUGCGGCACCAGGAGGGUGUGCAGCCGCUCUUCCAAAUCGACUCGCGGGAUGGCACCAUCAGCACGGUGUCCCGCAUCAACGGCUACAACGAUUACGAGCACCUGAAUGUCUCUGUGAUUGCCUCGGAUGUGGGCAGCCCCUCGCUCUCGGCCACCGCUGUGGUGAUUGUCAAUCUGCAGGGUCAGGCGGUGACCGAUCCACCGAAGCCAACGCCCAAGCCCGAGCCACCCGCCAAUGUGAGCAUCUUCCAGCACGCCUACUACGAGGUGAAGCUGGCCGAGAACAAUGAGGCGCCGCUGGAGGUGAUGCGUCUGAAUCUCAGUGCGGGACUCAAUUCGGAGCACUACCGCUGGUCGCUGUGGCUGGAGGAGGGCCUGGACGAGACUGAUGCACAUCCCCCCUUCGAGUAUGAUGCCAAGAAUAUGCUGCUCUACGCACUGAAGUCCUUCGAUCGGGAGCACAUUUCCCGCUAUCAGCUGAGGAUACGCGCGGAUCGCCUCAGCAGGGAGGCGCGCAACUUUGCCCGCGUCUCCUACCCCGUGGUGGAUGAGCGCAUCGAAGGACUGUCGCUCAACGAGUGCCGCAUCCUGGUGCACAUCACCGAUGAGAAUGACAAUGCGCCGCGUUUCCGUGCCAACGGGCAGCCCAUUGUGGCAGUGUUGCCGCAGAGCGCGAGCUUUGGCUAUCCAGUGACCCGCGUGCAAGCCAGCGACGCAGAUGAGGGUCUCAAUUCGGAGAUACGCUACCGUCUGCUGAACGAGCCGACGCGUCUCUUUGGCAUCGAUGAGACGACCGGCAAUAUACGGCUGCUGGGCGAUCUGCCACGCGAUGAGCAUCUGUAUGGCUUCGAUGUGAAGGCCACCGAUCGCCUGGGCGCCGACGAUGGGCGCAGCGGCAUUGUCAAUGUUUUUGUCUACAUCAUCGAUGAGUCGAAGCAGGUGCGUCUGGUGGUCGCAGGCAAACCCGUGGAGGUGGAGCGUCGCAUUGAGGGUCUCAUGGAGGCGCUAAGCUCAGCAAUUGGCAGGGAUGUGCGUGUGAGAUUGCUGGAGCCACACGCGAAUGCACUGGAGCCAGCCACCAAUGCCUACAUUUACGCCGUUGAUCCCCACACAAAUGCCAUUGUCGAAAUGGAACAGCUGCAGGACUCCUUGGCGGGCCUACAGCUGGAUGCACUGCAGCUGCAGCAGCAGAAAGUCGAUGGCAGCAAGUCAAUGCCGCGCAUUAUCGAAUUGGCCGAGUUUGGGCAGGCGGCACGACCCACCCACGCCACCGCAGCCAGUUUCAUGGGUGGACUGGAAUUUGUGACCGUCUUGCUGCUGGUUUUGAUCACACUGGGGGCACUGUUCUCCGCCUGCUGCUAUCUGUGCAUGCGCCAGAAACGCCGCCUCUGGUCACAGCGCGACUUUGCUGCCUCGGAUGCCGGCCUCACAUACACCAUAGCCGGCAUUGGCUCCUCUGCCCGUGGCCAGAAGCAGCGACGCCAACGUCCGCAGCGACACACGCAGCGCUGCAGCAAGGGCAGCAGCGGGCAGCGGCCAACGAGCGCCUUCAUGCCCGAGUCGGUGUGCUCCUCGGCGCAGACACAGUCGACGGCGACGGCAACGGAGAAACUGGAGCAGCAGUUGCAUCAUCAUCACCAGCAACAGGCUCUGGCCACGCAGCAGCAGCAUCAUCAGUACCUGAACGAGCAGCAGCGACAGCGAGAAUAUAUUGAUGUGCCGCUGCCCAAGUCCAUUGCCAAGGCAGCGGCAGCAGCAGCAGCCGCAGCAGCCACCGAUGCCAACAUUGGCACAGGCAGCACUCCAUUUGUGCUCAAAUAUAAUGCCUGUCAGCCAGUGAACAAUUUAAACAACUAUGAAACGUCGCUGUUCUCGCUGCACUCGACGGGCCAGGACUCGGGUGUGGAGUUCCUGAGCAGCCGCGAGCUGUACGAAACCUCGCCGGACUCGUUUCAGCACAGCGGCGGCUCGAAGCGCCUCAAUAAUCCCGAAGUACUUUGUCCCAGACAUGCCAAGGCCCACCUAGAGCUACGACAGCAGCAACAGUUGCCCAACACGGACAGCAGCGACACCUACGAGGAUUCCCUGAAGACCGAUGAACCGCUGGUGGCGCACAAUUGUCGCACCGGGAGCUGUGAGCAUCGCCAGCAUCACCAUUCGCAGCAGCAGCAGCACAAUCCCCACUAUCAGAACACACGCUUCGAGAAGCGCUCCUGUGUGCGACACUCGUUCUCCGGCGUCAAGGAUGACCUGAUGCAGAGCUCGCCACAGAUCUCGCUGCGCCCGCGUGGCCAUGCGCUGCGCAACUCCAUGAACGAUCUGGAGCAGCGGCUGCACAACCUGGAGCAGUCCUUUCAGCGACCGCUCGAGUUCAGCAAAUCGAAUUCGCUCUUCUAGUUGAUACGUAAACCAAGUGCAAUCUUUAGUCUAGUUAAGUUUAGCUUAGAUGUUUAUUCCUAAGAACCAAGUGCAAUAAACCGAACCCAA